AUGCAGGGCGACAUAGAGACAGCUGCGCAGGUGUUGGAUCAGAUGAACAGUUCCGGUGUUGAAAUCAAUGUCGGCCACAUCACUUCGGCCAUGCGCGCUUGCUGGGAAGCCUCCGGAAGCACGCAUCAUGCGGCAGACUUUCUUUUCGGGCUGCUGCUGGAUCUCGAGCUGCAGCCCGAUAUUGCCGUGUUCACGUGCCUGGUUGGAGCCUACAAAACAGCUCCAGUUGAGAAGCUGACUAAUGCUUAUGCAACCAUGAAGGACUUCGGCAUCAAGCCGGAUUUUGCAUUCGCAGAGACAUAUCUGGGCACCUUACUCCGGAAGCCCAAAGAGAAGAAAUUCAACCAGCCAGAGAUGAUAGCAUGGUUGCACCAAGUACCGAUGCCGCGGAUCGCUGCCGCCAAAGUUGCGAUGAAAGACUUCCAGCUUGGCAGGUUGAAGCUGACAUCUCUGAGCCGCAAAUUCGUUGCUGCCCUGCAGGUGGCGCUGCCCUCGAAUUGGGAAGGGCUCGAGCGCCAGGUUGCCCUGCAGUGCCUCUUUGAGCUCCUGAGGGACCGGGAGGACCACUGGGCCAAGCUGGAGCUGAUGAAGUACACGGGGUUCCAGAACCUGAAAGAGAACGAUCUUCCCGGGCUCAAGCGCAUGGGAGUCGAUCAGCGAGUACAGCGCCUGAACCGCGAUCGCAACGACGACGAGCUGGCGCGCCUUCUCAAGAAGCACGACCAGGCUCGCACCGACCCGACGGCCGAGCUGGGCAGCGAUGAUGAGCCCGGUAUCGACUGA
Messenger RNA from Symbiodinium natans, 783 nucleotides. The record is from the annotation of a GenBank genome assembly. Lineage: Eukaryota; Dinophyceae; Suessiales; Symbiodiniaceae.